Messenger RNA from Penicillium paradoxum, 1608 nucleotides. Its product is annotated as pH-signaling protein PalC. Gene Ontology annotation, biological process: cellular response to pH. The transcript is spliced from 2 exons. Bases 1 to 1608 code for a protein of 535 amino acids. The record is from RefSeq and is a predicted model, not a curated record. Gene Ontology annotation, cellular component: plasma membrane. NCBI's taxonomy places the organism in Eukaryota, Fungi, Ascomycota, Eurotiomycetes, Eurotiales, Aspergillaceae.
AUGGUUUACGCAUUCACCCUGCCAACCACAUCGCCCCUCUCAUUCCAAUCCUUCAUAUCGUCCCCAACACAUCCCUCUCUCCCCCAAUCGGCUUCAACGACUCGCCAUGCUCUUCGCAUCGCGCUAAAAGCCCAUAAACGCUUACCCCGCGGCCCGCGCCAGGAUGCCCACCUACCCACAGUAUUGUCCGCUCUGAACGAAUACAUACCCUACCUGUUCGCAAUUUCAAAUGGGCUCAAUGGUCGGCCCAUUGCCACGAAUGCUUAUUCUGCCUCGGAAGCUGGCUACACCUCCGGAUCGACGAAUCUCCGCACCGGCGAACUAAUCGACAUCACGAUUCGCGCAGAGAUCGAAUCAGCAUGGCGAUGUACUCUGUCAUCUUCCAGUGGAGUAAACCUUGGGUCUGGGGGUAACAACACAAGUGGAAGAGGUAUUCGGACGCGAAAUGGGCGGGUGUCUGGCAGAGGCAUCAACUUCGAAUUAGCAUUUACCCUUACAACUCUGGGGUAUGUGCUGAGCAGGAUGGCACGCGCAGGAGUUGUCGCUGCGUUAUAUGCAUCAUCCACCCCGACUGCGGAGGAACGUACUGCUGCUGUGCAGACCGCAACGCGUUAUCUACUUCAAGCUAGUUCGGUGCACAAUUUGCUCGCCACGUCUCCGACCUUCACCUUAACAACAACGGUGCCGGACCUUGAUGCUGCUACACAGUCGGCUCUGGCAUCUCUCGCACUAGCUGAAGCUACGCUACUGGCUGUUCUCAAAGAUGAUGCCUAUGUUGCGGCUUGUAUCCAGUCGCGCAAUCCGAACGACAAAGAGUGGAUGGUCCAUGCCCCGGAGAUUCCAAAAGUGCGUGCUCUACUGUUCGCGAGACUCUGUGUUCGGGCUGCAGAGUACGCUGAACAAGCGGCUGCAGGACUAGGUGCUGUUGGGUCUACGUCUGGACGUGCAGGCCGUGUUGACGAGGAUCUGGUCCGCUAUACAGGAGUUUUGGCUCGCGUGGCUCGGGCGCGUGCUUGUCGCUUCUUUGGUGUAGAUGCAGAGCUAUCAGGCAAAGUAGGAGAAGGUAUUGCAUGGUUACGAGCUGCACGUACCCCACUUGGACUACGUGGAGCAGCGUCUUCACAGGAAGACGCUCCUGGCUCCGGAGGUCCUGCAAAGGGCGGAUUUUCCCGCUUGAAGCGGGAGUGGACAGAGCGGCGCGAGGAUCGCCGCGCGACAAAGGAUGCCGGCGGGAGUCGCAGUGAUAAAGGCCCUUUAGAUGCAGGAGAUGAUGCUGGCCGUAAUGAGGAAGGACGAGUGAUCGCGAUGCUCGAGACGAAAUGGGUGAAGAUGAAUGACACAAUAAACACACAGCUUAUUCCUGCAUCUGCUCCAUUGCUGUCUAAUCUACCUUCUGGUCGAGAUAUUCACUCUCCACCUGCACCAUAUCAGGCACCGUCCCUCGACGAGGAUCAGCUCAUGCGAAUGCGUGCACCCCCGGAUGAGAUCAAUGAUGUGCAAUUUGGGAGUGACGACGACAGCGAGGACGAGACAGGGCAAUUUGAUGGCCGUGGAACUCCGGGGGGAUUCCCUGAUCGAAGUGCGACUGCCUCGAGCGUUUAUUAUUGA